This is a messenger RNA of Heteronotia binoei (common prickly gecko), 703 nucleotides long. Its product is annotated as histone H2A-beta, sperm-like. NCBI's taxonomy places the organism in Eukaryota, Metazoa, Chordata, Lepidosauria, Squamata, Gekkonidae. Gene Ontology annotation, molecular function: DNA binding; structural constituent of chromatin; protein heterodimerization activity. The coding region runs from base 237 to 686 and encodes 149 amino acids. Gene Ontology annotation, cellular component: nucleosome. The transcript has a single exon. The record is from RefSeq and is a predicted model, not a curated record.
UAUAAAAAAGCUGUGGGCAACUCAAUGUGCAGAUUUCUGGCAGCCCUUCAAAAGGUAUGUAAAGUCAGAACAAAAUUCCAAGGCAGAACAACAGAAGGGCAAGGAAGAGAGACCCAAACAAAAGAGAGCAGCAAGGCAAGCCGAGACCAUCAAGAUCCAGACAGACGGUUUCCACUGAGGUAAAUUGUGCAAAGCUAGACGAGGGAUCCUGUUGGUUGAGCGGCAAGUUGAACCACAUGUCUGAGAGCCAGUGUGAUAUGGAGAGCUCUGAAGAGUUGGAGCCCUCUCGACGAGGGAGGAGGCCCAAAACCUCCCGGUCUUGCCGAGCCGGGCUGAUAUUUCCGGUGAGCCGCAUAGAAAGAUUCCUCCGGAGAGGAGACUAUGCUGAGCGGAUUGGAUCAGGGGCUUCGGUUUACAUGGCUGCCGUGCUCCAGUACAUGACAUACGAUAUUGUGGACAUUGCUGGAAACAUUGCUGCCAACGAUCACAAGCGCCGAAUUGCCCCCCGGCACUUACAUGAGACUAUCCAUUGUGACUCUGAACUCCAGUGGCUGCUUGGAGGCACCAUCCUCCCACAAGGGAGAGCCACAUCCAAGAAACGGCCAGCAGCCUCCACCCGGAGAGGGAGGGGCAAGAAGACUGCCCACUCUGUAAGGAGAAGUCAUAAUGCUGCUGUCGCUGCUUAAGUCAAGAAGAUGCUGCC